UUGUGCGAACAGCUGUGUGUAAUAAUGGUGCCGUUUGUGUGCGUGUGUAUGUGUGUGGCAUUCUCUUGUUCCAAGACUGCUUCAAUAUGAUUAGUGAGAUGGGGGCUGGCAAAAGUAUGAAAGAAUGACUCAAGCAGGAAAACUGUCACCUCACGUUGUUUUUUUUUUUUUUUUUUUGCAACUGAACACAGUAGGCUGCAGACUAACUCUGCCUGUGCUCCACCCCCUAAUUCUAAGUAAACUAGAAGAGGAUCAACUUAAGGCUGCUAAAAACAUGACCCAGGUUCCUGAUCGCAGACAAAAGCUGAAAAAACCUUCCAGCAAAGGAAGAAAGAGGUAGAGAAGUAAUUAAGAUCGAGACCUUUAGGACUGCUGUUUCUGUUCAUAUCUGUGGAGCGGUAAAGUAAUGUUGUUCCUUUUGUUGUGCGAGAAGGAUGAGAUUUCUGAUCUCAGAUGGAACAGACACGUACAUUAACAUCACUAAAUCCUAAAUAGACAGGCUGAAUCUUUGGCCAUGGAAGAUGAUACCCAUGUAGCAGUAUUAUUCAUCACAUAGCAAAAAUGGAAACCAGCUGACCUUCCUUACCUGCAAUUCUUUUGUCUCUGCUUGGCAGAACAUCAGGAAACCCUCAGCCUCUCUAGUAUAACAUAUUAUGGAAGACUUGAACUUCUCUGAUGAUAUCAACAAUAUUGCUUUCUGUAAUCCCACACCAUUGCAAGAAAGCCAUGGUCUAUCUGAAGAUGGCAGUCCUUGCCAAUUUCUGGAGUUAACUGAAUUUUCAGGAAUGUCAGAAUGCUGUUUACUGGCAAACAGCAACCCUUUACACAAAAGUCUGGAUUUUCAGGAGACUCAGGAUUCAGAUGUGGGCACUUCAGAAGGCAUGGCUGCAGACACACCUGACUGCAGUUUGGUAAUAAGGGAGAGUGAGUCAUCCUCACCUGAAUGGUGCGUCAACAUACUGCGCGAUUUAAAAUACUGCUUAGCAGACUCAAGUGAAAAUGGCCAUAAUGUGAAACCCCAACUACCUAAACUGGAAGACAGCUGCUUAGAACAGUCAGCAUUGUGUGGUGUAAAAGGUGUCAACACUGAUAAAACCCAGGAUGCAAGUAACGUGUUAUGGGCUAGCUUUCUACAAGCCCAAAUGUGUAUUCAAGACUUAGAAGAGGAAAUAGAGAAGAACGGAAGUUCUUCGGGGACUAGAAACAAUGAUUUUAAAGCUUCUGUACAAAUUCAGAGUUCAUUUUCUACUGAAAGUAUUUUAAACAAUUAUGACAGCCAUUGCAAAACGUUCACUAUAAGCAGUGAAUCCACUGGAUUAAGCAGUACUCUGAAAACAAGCAGAGAUCAGCAGCUAAAGCAGACUUCUGAUUAUGAAACAGAAGGAGUUGCUUUAUGUUUUAAUAAUCCACUCUUUCUGGAUCAUCCUGUUGGUAAGCAGAAAGCCCUUCUUGAGGAGAUUGCGGAGUGUGAUCUGGCUGAAUUUGAGGAAAUGACUCUGAGUGACUCUGAGGAGCAGGAUGUCAACACAGAAAGUGACAGAGAGCUUGAACAUGAAACGUUAGAUACAAUAGAAGAGCUUCCAGAAGAGUCAUCCCCGACUGAUUUAGAAUGGCAUUAUGCCGAACCUCAUUCUUACUCAGACAACGAAGAAGGAGGAUGCAUUGAAAGUGAGCAUACUACUCAGACAUCCAGGGAGUUUGGAGAUGAUGAGGGCAGCCUGCAUUUUUACAACAGACAACAAUCUGGUCCUGAAGAUUUAAACCAUGAUAUUGUGGAUGAAGAGCAAGAAGUGAGAGGCAGUGGUGUCAAUGCCGCAGGACUUAUUUUUUCUGGUUCAGAUGGUGAUGCAGUUUUGGCUAUUUUAGAUGAAGAUGAAGAUGAAGACAGUACCCAGCAACAAAUUUCAGUGGGCAACAGCUUAGAGAAUGUCACAAGAAGCAAUGCCUCAGCAGGGUAUGGGGAACCAGAACUUAUGUCUACUGGAAACUCUUAUUUCAGAACUGUGGUGUGUUUGACAGAAACUACUACUACUACUGGAAUUUCAUUGUCUGGCAGUGAACAAGUCUUUUCCUCUUCAGAAAAAGAUAAUCUAUCAGCAUCCCGUAAAAUGACUAGGCCUGAUGUGGCUGACAUACUGCAUGGUGUGUGGGAGAGAAGUAACUGUGCUGGAGAAUGCAUCCCAGUAACCAGUCCAAUAUCAUCAGAUGGACCAGGGUGUGUAACCACUGUUGAACUACAAGAGGAAACAAUCUCUGUAAGCAAUUCAGUACUAGCAGAUGGGACACUUCCUGCUACCACUAUCAUGCAGCCAGAUGAGGCAAUCUCAAUAAGCAACACCUUGCCACCAGAUGGGCCACCCUGUGAAAAUAGUACAGUAUCACCAGAUGGGACAGUUUCUAUCAGCAAUGUAAUAACACCAGAUGAUGCAAUAACAGCAGAUGAUGCAAUAACACCAGAUGAUGCAAUAACACCAGAUGAUGCAAUAACACCAGAUGAUACAAUACCACCAAAUGAUGCAAUAACACCAGAUGAUGCCAUCUCUGUAACUGAAACAGAAACACCAGAAGUGGCAGACACUGGAAAAUAUCAUAUAUCCCUACCAGGGAGAACUAUUUGUUUAAGGCCACGUGAAAUCAAAAUAGAUACAGACAGCUCUGAUGAUGAUAUCACCAGUCCAAGCCCAUCUAUUCUUGGUGAUGGAGAAGCAGACCGGGAAAAGGCAAAAGAACUGGCUUAUCGACUCGUUCACCUUAUCGGCUUUAAAAAGUCAAAUGUUGCCCCAUAUCUCCAAAAGAACAAUGCCUACAGCAGAAUGGUGGCUGAGGAGUACCUACAUUUCUUUGAAUUUGCAGAACUUACAGUAGACCAAGCUUUAAGGUUGUUCUUGAAGGCAUUUGUGCUGACUGGAGAGACCCAGGAAAGAGAACGGGUACUGCGACAUUUCUCAGAUCGAUAUCACUGGUGUAAUCCUCAGAGUUUUGCUUCAUCAGAUGCUGUGCACACCUUAACCUGCGCUCUCAUGCUUCUCAACACAGACUUGCACGGACAGAAUUUGGGAAAGAGCAUGUCUGCUCAAGAGUUCGUCAACAACUUAGAAGGUCUGAAUGAAGGGAACAACUUCCCAAAAGAUUUGCUGAAGGGACUAUACCAGUCAAUACGCAAUGAGAAACUGGAAUGGGCUAUGGAUGAUGACUUUAAGAGCUCUUCACUGAUGAGUUUAGAUGACAGAUCUGAUAUCAGCACUCCAACAACAUCCAGGAGAAAAUUCAGCCAUUUAAUAGAGAUCCCUCAUGACCAGAAAGGACCUACUUACAAGCAAGGUUUCCUCACACGGAAGAUGCUUGCAGAUAUCGAUGGGAAAAAAACUCCCUGGGGAAAGAGAGCCUGGAAAACCUUCUAUGCAAUGCUGAAAGGCAUGGUACUUUACUUACUCAAGGAUGAAUACAAACCUCAUCGCCAGUUCUCAGAGGAAGCCAUUAGCAUACAUCAUGCUUUAGCAGAAGUAGCCAGUGAAUACAACAAGAAGCCACAUGUCUUUCGUCUGCAGACAGCUGACUGGCGAGUUUUUCUUUUCCAAGCUCCGAAUGCAGAGCAGAUGAACUCAUGGAUUGUACGAAUAAAUCUGGUGGCAGCCAUGUUUUCCUCACCACCCUUCCCAGCAGCAGUCGGCUCCCAGAGGAGGUUUAUACGACCCAUUCUUCCAGCAACACAGUCCAAACAUACAGAGAAAGAACAGUAUUCUUGCCAUGAAUCCUUACUUCAGGCAUUCUCCGAUGAUCUUGAGGACCACCAAAUGAACCUACCAGAUAAGAGAGGAAAGGCCAAAGACUGGGAGGAGUUCAAGAUAAAAGAGGAAUAUCUGGAUUAUGAGAGGAAUCGUUAUGAGAUGUAUGUAAAACUUCUGGCUAUAAAGAUUAAGACAAUGACUGAUGACCUAGAGAAAUGGGAGGCCAUCUACUUUGAUUCAGCAGAAGGAGAUGGAGCUAUACUGCAGAAAUGCCACUCGAGUCCAUCACUGAACCUAGAGGAACAGCAACCUGUUGCUGCCAAAGUGAAACGCAACAUAUCAGAGCGCAGGACUUAUCGAAAAAUCAUUCCUAAGAGACAAAAGCACCUCAUUUAAUGACAGUAACCAUCUAAAGCUAGCUUUUUUUUGGCUGUCAGUACUUCUCUUAAUGUUUCUGAACCAACAGAAACAAACUACUUAGGCUAUGAGGAAAACAUCUUCUCAUCUUUUUACAGACAGUGUCCACUGAUAAAAUAGAAGAUGAGCUGGUAAUAAGAUUAUGUACUAUAUGAUGUAAAUAAUGAUGCUCUCUCAGAUCUGCAGGACAUCUGACAGCUAUGGAGCUCCUUGUAUGGUAGGCAUUACUCAUGAGAAAAACAAAAAGACAGUUUGCAUCAUUUGGCAAAUGUGUAUUAUGGUACAUAGUUCAAAAUAUAAAUGCAGGAGAAUUAUAGAAAUGAAUAUUUUAUAGUAUGAGAUUCAGCUAAUGAGCUACGAGUUCAAAGACCAUUGUUGUAUACCACACAAUUAAAUGAUUGUAAGUGUGUCUGUGUUUGUCUGUAAGAAGGUAGGUGUGCAUGUGGGCUAUGAUGAUUAGCAGAGAAGGCAAUUUGUUUUCCUCCCUUUCAGAAUGCCUAGACCAUAGCAUUGUUUCAUUAAAGCCAUAUAAGCAGUGA
Molecule: messenger RNA, 4684 nt
Organism: Protopterus annectens (West African lungfish)
Lineage: Eukaryota; Metazoa; Chordata; Ceratodontiformes; Protopteridae
Exons: 18
Coding region: 654-4124 (1156 amino acids)
Biological process (GO): regulation of ARF protein signal transduction
Cellular component (GO): ruffle membrane
Molecular function (GO): protein binding; phospholipid binding; guanyl-nucleotide exchange factor activity
Source: RefSeq, a predicted model, not a curated record